AACAAGAUCCUAGUAACCAUUUCCUUUUGGCAUCAGGAGCUAGAUGAUGUAACUGGCUCAUAAGGAUGCGAAAUGACCGUUUUGCCCUUCUUUUGCCACUGUGAGCUAGUUUGCCUUAAGACGCUGGUCGUUUCCUCUCCCUCUUUUCUUUUUUUGUUGCCGCUGUAGAAGGGACUGGGUUUGGUUUGAAGAAUACCGUGCUGCUCGAACACCCAGAUUUGUGGUUUUGGCUUUAGGAUCUUGGUGAUUGAUUGGAAAGGUUUUAAGAUGCCCAACCACUGUGCUUUCCGUUCUGCCUGAUCAUGGCCCAGAAACUAAACUAAUUAUCUGGGGAGUUUUCGGUGCUAUUGCUAGCUGUUGUUUAUUUGGCAGCGUUAUUCUCAAAUACAAGAACGAGAAUAGGAACAAAUUAUCUCCAAGGUAUCACAAGGAUAUUCAAUCUGAAAUUUUGUUAUGGUAUAGUGGAUCUUCUACGAGUAGUAAUCAUUCUGGGAAUGGGUCAAAAUGGGUACCUUGACAAAAGUGAAUGCAGACAAAUCUAGAGCCGUCUAAUCUAAAUUGUGAGAGUGUGAUCUGGAUUUCUAUAAUCAAUGGAUUGCUUCUUUUGUCUACAAUCAUAAGAAUAGCGAUUGGUUUUGGUUGUGAAGAAAAGGGAGAAGAAGAGCAAUUGGUCUGCGUUUGGUUCGGAUAUUAUUCAGAGAUCGAAGAAGGGACUGUGGUGUUCUGAUUUGUGGCUUUGGUGGGUUUGGCUAGAGUGAGGAUCGCAGUGAUUUAAUAGCAUUAGAUAUUGAAGAUGCCCCGUAGGCCGAUGAGGCAUCGUGGACUGGUGAUAUCGCGUCCUCUGACCUUUUCCCAAUUUGCUCGUCAAUCAGCCGCUAGGGUUGCCUCGGUUUAUACCGCCAAGCUUCAAAUGCACAUCGCAGAAGUCCUUCAAAAAUCACCACCAAACUCCGCAGGUAAUAAAACAGUAAAGAAUAAGUUGAAAGCCAAGAAUGAACAGUUGGAAUCUUCUGAAGAAGAAGAGUUUGAUGGAAAUGUUCAAGUAGAUUUUGCAUUCUUUGAUCCAAAAGCUGAUGACUUUCAUGGAGUGAAGACCUUGCUGCAGACCUACCUUGAUGAUAAAGAGUGGGAUUUGAGUGGUUUCGUAGGCUUAAUAUUGGAACAGACCACUGUAGGGUCUGUUGUUAAAAUAGAGGAUGACGAAGAUAAUGGAAUUUUUGCUCUUGUUACCGCCCUUAACUUGGGGAGAUACAAGGACCAGAAAUGUAUGACAGAGAUUAAUGAGUUUCUCCUGAAAGUUUCUCAGAAGGAUGUAAUAGAUGACCUGAGAUCACUUUUGGGAAAGGAAGCACAUAGUGUUGGUCUGUUGGUCUCUCAACGUGUGACAAAUUUACCUCCACAGCUCUUGCCACCUCUUUAUGACGGCCUCUUUAACGAAGUCUCUUGGGCUACAGAAGAUGAGCCAACAGAGGAGCUCAAGAAUUCUUUUCGAUUUAAGUUUUAUAUAAUAAUCACUAAAUUUUACAGGCACAAAACUGCUGACCAGAAAAGGAAGCAGAAUGUUAAUGAAGAGGCAAUAAUAUAUGUAAAACCAGAAGAUGAAAUAUUUCACAAGCUCAGCUCCUGGUCCUUUGAAUUUUCUUUGAACUCUCCGCAGAUUGCACCUCAUGAGCUAAGAAACUAUCAGCAAACGGGGUUAGUCAUGGCUGUAAAAGCAGACAAGGUCUCUACAUUCCAACAACAGCUGCAAUCUUUAAUCGAGGAACCUUGAUUCUCAUUGCAAGGUCCCAUUUUCCUUUUGCGGGUGCCUGAAUAAUAGAGAGAGCUAGAGGCAAAUGCAUAUUACAACCUUCACGUGGUGAGGAUGUAAGAGCCGUUCAUCAACUUCAUUUGGUCCCAAAUGGUCCCUCCCUCCCUCUUAGGAUUCAUCGAGAAAGUGAAGUCUCUAAUGGGAGGUACAAACAUGUAUGGAGCAACGUGUCGUGGAUCAUUAUGCUCUCUAUUAUCUUGGAGAUUUUAUAUGAACCAGUAAGGAAAAUAGACAAGCAGGGAAUACCAUCUGGAUGAGAGCAAGGGAUUAUGAAUUUAUGCAAAAGACCAAAGAAUAGUACUAUCGACUUCCAUUAUUUGGUCUUAAAAAUUUUGUGUGGCGGUUAGAACAUUAAGUAGGGUUUGUACCCUUGUUUUUUUAACUUUUGACAAUUUCUUUGAAAUUCCGUAGUCUUUAGUUCUUUACGCAGAUAAUUACAUGCAUAAUUUAGUCGA
Messenger RNA from Rosa rugosa (rugosa rose), 2265 nucleotides. RefSeq names its product protein BCCIP homolog. Bases 794 to 1771 code for a protein of 325 amino acids. Gene Ontology annotation, cellular component: nucleus. Lineage: Eukaryota; Viridiplantae; Streptophyta; Magnoliopsida; Rosales; Rosaceae. The record is from RefSeq and is a predicted model, not a curated record. The transcript is spliced from 13 exons.